UGACGACAUGAAGAAGGACAUUAUGGCUACUUAUCUCCAUAGUAUAUCAACAGAUGAAAAUCCUAGACACGAGAAUUGUCCUACCGGAGUAGACAGCUGGUGCAAGUGGCAGCAGGCUGAAGCUCUUGGUACGAAGCCUGAACCGCACCCUGCUCCAUUGCACCCUGAUGUACAGAAAGCAAUUCUACCAAUAUACGAAGAUCUGUCUAGAGAUGAGUUACUGUCAAGAUGUUUAGGAGGUCACACGCAAAAUGCAAAUGAAAGUUUUAAUUCGACAGUUUGGCGCUUGGCUCCGAAACAUUUGCAUUGUGGACUGAAAGUAGUCGAAGUAGCCGCAUAUAUAGCUGUUGGCUUAUUCAACGAAGGAAAUUCGGCACUUCUGAUGAUCAUGAAUGAGUUGAAGAUUGAAGUUGGCCAACGGAGUUUCAAUCAUGCACAGCAGAUGGAUGAGCAGCGCGUGAACCGGCAAAACAGACGCAACGCUUUGGAGACCAAAGAAGCUCGGAAAGCAAGAAAAGAGGAAAUGCAGGCUUUAAAUAAUGCUUAUGAAGAAGAGGAAGGAUUGCUGUAUGGUGCUGGAAUCGCUGAUUAACCAGUAAGCACUUUACUUCAUUGAAUACUGUUUCGAAUUUCUAGUUCUCGGUAAUUUUUUUUCAAACGCGUUUUUCUCGAAACUACUUUUUCUUCGUUUGCGGGAACUGUAGCUCAAACAAUUAUUGACCGAUCGUAUAACAAACAUGAAAACUUUUGUUAUUAAAUUUGGAAGAACAUGAACCAAACUGCGGAAGGAUAUCUUAAUUAGAAGUGUGUUUUUUAUUGCAAAACAAUUGCACAAAAAUGGUAAAAAUUGAAACUUUUUUUCAAACACCCCUAAAACAUUCAAUUUUCAACAUUUUCAGUUGCAAAGUGGUUCAUAUUCUUAGAAAACAUGUCAAUAAUCCAGAACAUUCGCCAUUUUUCUUUCAGAUCAAAACUGUGACCUCCACAUUUCCCGCAAAUGACCAACUCUGAUGACGACCUUCGAUAGACGGCAGCUUGUAUCUUGGACAUUUUUAUAGGAAACGACUUGAAAAAAAUUUCACAUGUAGUUGAAAAUAUGAACAAAAUAAUACCAAAGGUUAAAUAGAUUCCAAUUAUUUUAUCCGCCUAAAACAAAAUCGUAAAAAAAGCCUAAAAACAACCUCCUAAUGUGGUUU
Vollenhovia emeryi is the source of this 1196-nucleotide messenger RNA. RefSeq lists its product as uncharacterized. NCBI's taxonomy places the organism in Eukaryota, Metazoa, Arthropoda, Insecta, Hymenoptera, Formicidae. The transcript has a single exon. The coding region runs from base 8 to 592 and encodes 194 amino acids. The record is from RefSeq and is a predicted model, not a curated record.